UUAAUUAUCAACUACGGAACUGUCUGCGGUUAAUCUCUGUGAUAUAUAUAGCUUAAUUACAAGGCAGCGGGGACACACUUGAAGCAGACGUGGAUAACAUCUCCCUCCAAGCACCAAGAUGAAGGUCCUCGUCCUCAUUCUCCUUCCCCUGGUUUUGUCAGCGGCCAUUGAAAAAAAAGACGACCUCCACUUCGAUUCUUUACCUCCAGAACCCAAACCCAGAUUCGCCAUGCUGGACGAUGUCCGCAUAUUAGCCAACGGUCUCCUACAGCUCGGGCACGGCCUGAAAGAUUUCGUCCAGAAGACGAAAAGCCAGAUCAACGAGAUUUUUCAGAAGCUCACCGUUUUCGACAAGUCCUUUUACGACCUCUCGGAACAGACCAAUGAGAUCAGGGAACAGGAGGAGGAACUGAAAGUGAAAACCUCAAGGCUCCAGGAGAACAACGAGGAGCUCAAAAACUUGUCGAAUAAAAUCUAUUUCCAGAUAGAACAUCUCGCAGAAGAUAAAGCCCAGCUUCAAGCCAAAAUCGUGAGGUUGGAGGAGAAGCUGAAUCAGAUAACCGAGAGCCAACCAGAUGGGCAAAGCCACAAAGAAAUAGCUACACUGAAAAAUUAUGUGGAGCAGCAAGACCAUAACAUCCAACGGCUCCUGAAGGUGGUACAAGAUCAGAACGUCCAACUGGAUCACCAAAAUGAGCAAAUAAAAGACCUCGAGGAGAAGCUCAGCAAUUCCAGCCUUUACGAGAGUGUCAAAAGUUCACCUGCCAGUCACAAACUGGAUACCCCCAAGUCUUCAUAUUCCAACCAGUCAGCAGACCAGACACCUAAGCCAAACGAUCACCCACGAGACUGCAAUGAUGUCUACAAUAUGGGGGAGAAGAUGAGUGGAAUCUAUACCAUCAGACCCACCAACGGCACAGAAUUCAGAGUCUACUGUGAAAUUACUCCAGAUGUGGCAUGGACGGUGAUCCAGAGAAGAGCAGAUGGCUCCGUGGAUUUUAACCAGACUUGGGAAGAUUACAGCAACGGUUUCGGUGACCUCGGCGGAGAAUUUUGGCUAGGGCUGAAGAAUAUCUACUCCCUGAGUCAGCAAGCAGAUUACAUUCUGCACAUCGAGCUCCAGGACUGGAAGUACAACACUCGGUUUGUGGAGUACUUGUUUACGCUCUGGAACCAAGAUACGAGUUACACAAUUCAAGUCUCCCAGGUUCUUGGGAACAUUCCCAGUGCUCUACCUGAAUACACACCACUCCUAUUCUCUACCAGCGAUCACCACCCGCAGCACCUCAAAUGUCCCUCCGAAUCAUCAUCAGGGGGGUGGUGGAAAGCUACCUGCGGCGGAACCAAUCUGAACGGAAAAUACGUGAAACCGAGGUCUAGAGCGAGAGCGGACAAGAAGAGAGGCCAUGGGUUGUUCUGGAAACCCGAGAAGGCCAGGAUCUACUCCCUGAGGUCCACAAAGAUGAUGCUGUACCGUACUGACCUGGAGAACUUCAACUAGCACAG
This is a messenger RNA of Nanorana parkeri, 1506 nucleotides long. RefSeq names its product angiopoietin like 3 (gene ANGPTL3). Gene Ontology annotation, biological process: phospholipid catabolic process; triglyceride homeostasis; cholesterol homeostasis. Bases 119 to 1501 code for a protein of 460 amino acids. Lineage: Eukaryota; Metazoa; Chordata; Amphibia; Anura; Dicroglossidae. The record is from RefSeq and is a predicted model, not a curated record. The transcript has 7 exons.